AGUGGUUUGGCCGCGGCGACCCCUCUGGCAGCGCGAUCCCCCGCGCUUGGUACGGCUCAGCCCGUCGCCCCUCGGUCGGUGGCCCGCGGCAGCCCCCUGCCCGCUCCUGCUGCCAUGGUCCGUCCGCGCCGCGCUCCGCACCGCUCCGGCGCUGGGGGUCCCCUCGGGGGUCGCGGCCGCCCCCCGCGGCCGCUCGCGGUGCGCGCCGUGCGCUCGCGCUCCUGGCCCGCCAGCCCCCGGGGGCCGCAGCCGCCGCGGAUCCGGGCCCGCUCGGCCCCUCCCAUGGAAGGCGCUCGGGUCUUCGGGGCCCUGGGUCCCAUCGGGCCCUCCUCCCCCGGCCUCUCCCUCGGGGGCCUGGCGGUCAGCGAGCACCGGCUCAGCAACAAGCUGCUGGCCUGGAGCGGCGUCCUGGAGUGGCAGGAGAAACGCAGGCCGUACUCGGACUCCACGGCGAAGCUGAAGCGCGCGCUGCCCUGCCAGGCCUACGUGAACCAGGGCGAGAACCUGGAGACCGACCAGUGGCCGCAGAAGCUGAUCAUGCAGCUGAUCCCGCAGCAGCUGCUGACCACCCUGGGCCCCCUGUUCCGCAACUCGCAGCUGGCUCAGUUCCACUUCACCAACCGGGACUGCGACUCGCUCAAGGGGCUCUGCCGUGUCAUGGGCAACGGCUUCGCCGGCUGUAUGCUCUUCCCCCACAUCUCGCCGUGCGAGGUGCGCGUGCUCAUGCUGCUGUACUCGUCCAAGAAGAAGAUCUUCAUGGGCCUCAUCCCCUACGACCAGAGCGGCUUCGUCAACGCCAUCCGGCAGGUCAUCACCACCCGGAAACAGGCAGUGGGCCCCGGGGGCGUGCACUCAGGCCCUGUCCAGAUCGUCAACAACAAGUUCCUGGCCUGGAGCGGGGUCAUGGAGUGGCAGGAGCCCAGGCCUGAGCCCAACAGUCGCUCCAAGAGGUGGCUGCCAGCGCACGUCUACGUGAACCAGGGGGAGAUCCUGAGGACGGAGCAGUGGCCCAGGCGGCUGCACAUGCAGCUCAUCCCGCAGCAGCUGCUGACCACGCUGGUGCCGCUCUUCCGGAACUCGCGCCUGGUGCAGCUGCACUUCACCAAGGACCUGGAGACGCUCAAGAGCCUGUGCCGCGUCAUGGACAACGGCUUCGCCGGCUGCGUGCACUUCUCCAAGGCGGCGUGCGAGGUGCGCGUGCUCAUGCUGCUCUACUCCUCGGAGAAGAAGAUCUUCAUCGGCCUCAUCCCGCACGACCAGGCCGGCUUCGUGAGCGGCAUGCGGCGCGUCAUCGCCAACCAGCAGCAGGUCCUGCAGCGCAACCUGGAACAGGAGCAGCAGCAGCGCGGGAUGGGGGGGUAGCGCCCCCUCCCCCGGGCCUGGCCCCUCCAGGAGUCAGCCGAGGCCGCGUGGAGACUGGUCAGAUUCUUCCGAGCAAGGCCCCGGGGAUGGCACUGCCCAGCGACGUGGAGGACGGUGUCGCGAGGACGCCAGGACGGGCCCGCCCCCCGACUUCCCCAAUAAAGCCUUUCAAAAGCA
This is a messenger RNA of Lepus europaeus (European hare), 1539 nucleotides long. RefSeq names its product PTOV1 extended AT-hook containing adaptor protein (gene PTOV1). Gene Ontology annotation, cellular component: transcription regulator complex. Gene Ontology annotation, biological process: positive regulation of transcription by RNA polymerase II. Bases 115 to 1362 code for a protein of 415 amino acids. The transcript is spliced from 13 exons. The record is from RefSeq and is a predicted model, not a curated record. NCBI's taxonomy places the organism in Eukaryota, Metazoa, Chordata, Mammalia, Lagomorpha, Leporidae.